UUCAUUUUAUGCUUUUCUACCAAUGAACAAUGAUUUUUAACGCAUUGAUAUUCGUCGCGAGUAUUGUUUGUUGUUCUUGCGAGUUUCUUCCGUCCUUUGAGGAAUAUGUGAAAACCAUCAAAUCCGAUCCACUGUUCGUUAAUAAUGUCUUGCCCCCGGGACUCAAUUGGACAGAAACAUUUGCUAAUAGGCCACUUCGCAGCUACGAGAAGGUGACGGUACCUAAAUUAAUCGAGUACCACGGAUACAAAGCUGAAAUUCAUCAUGUCACGACCAAGGAUGGCUAUAUUCUCGAAAUCCACAGAAUAUGUGGCAAUCGUAAAUUCAAUUCGAGUCGAAACCAGAAGCCAGUAGUCUUCCUUCAGCAUGGCAUAUUAACCUCGUCGAUAGAUUGGGUCUUAGCGGGACCAAGGAAAGCCCUUGGAUUUCUCCUUGCCGAUGCCGGCUACGACGUCUGGAUGGGAAACAGUCGAGGCAAUGUUUACUCUCGAAAGCACGUAAAGCUGUCAACGGAUGAUCAUGAUUUUUGGACAUUUGAUUGGCACGAAAUGGGAAUGUACGACUUACCGGCGUCGAUCGAUUUCGUUUUAAAGCAAACAAGAAGAAAAAAGCUUAUGUACGUCGGUUUCAGCCAAGGCACCACUUCGUACUUCGUGAUGACCAGUAGUCGGCCAAAGUACAACGACAAAAUCGAGGCGAUGUUUGCCCUCGCGCCGGUUGCUUAUUGCGAGAACAUGCCCAGCCCAAUAUUGCAGUUCCUCGCUAUAUUCAGAUAUAUUGUAAAAUUUGAACUUUACUUAUUGAUGGGCUUUACUGGAGAAUUCAAACCAACCAAUAGAUUUUUCGAGAAAUUUAGUUCACUACUCUGUAGCGAUGAAUCGAUAUUACAUCCCGUAUGCGUAAAUGCUCUUUUCCUCAUUGUAGGUAUCGAUUGGAAUGGAUUCGAUAGGGAUCUGCUACCACAAAUCUUGCACCAUGUUCCAGCAGGGGCGAGCAUUCGGCAAUUUAUGCAUUAUGCGCGUCUGAUAAGGAAAGGUGGUUUUCAAUCCCCCGACCGUAUUGAGUACAAUUUAUAUAAAAUCAGAAGCAAGGUAUUUUUGUACCACAGUAAAAACGAUUGGAUUUCCAGUGUAUCGGACGUUAAAGAAUUAUCCGAUAAUCUACCAAACCUACAAAAAAGGUUCCUCUUGCCUAACAAAUUUUUCAAUCAUAUUGACUUCUUGUGGUCAAAAAACGUGAAAAGAGAAUUGUACGACCAAGUUAUGAAUGAUAUGUCACGAUUUGUAAGUGCUUAGCAAAAAAAAGAUUGUAUAUUAGUAAAUUGAAAUA
Molecule: messenger RNA, 1329 nt
Organism: Trichogramma pretiosum
Lineage: Eukaryota; Metazoa; Arthropoda; Insecta; Hymenoptera; Trichogrammatidae
Product: lipase 3-like
Exons: 8
Coding region: 30-1295 (421 amino acids)
Biological process (GO): lipid metabolic process
Molecular function (GO): hydrolase activity, acting on ester bonds
Source: RefSeq, a predicted model, not a curated record